AUCUCAGAUUGUAAAACCUAAUGUUCCCAUAAGAUGAUGAGUCUAUUCCAUACCUCAUUCGUGUUACGACAUGACAAUAAUCAGAAGCAACUUCACGAUGGUGUGCUGUCGAAGAAAUGGCGGAGUGUUUUUGCAUGGGGGGAGUUGUAAAAAUUUAAGCGUGAGGCAUGUGGGUGUUGUGACGAUUCACGAGCAAGUAGUCAAUUAAACGCUUCUUUCGGCAUGAGCGACCACUUCUGGGAACCUUUAGCCGAAGUGUACAUCGCGGAGCAGGCCGAGUCCCCUAAUCCUGAUAGUUACAUUUAUUGUCUUUGCAGCAGAGUAUUCGUUCGAAAUCCAGAGGUUUACACGGUCCUUGCUUUAGAAGAUGCAAGUGAAGGUGAAGAUGUUGAAGGCGAUUGUAUCGGAGAAAUGUUAGAUCUUCACAAAAGGUCUAUCAUAGAAACACAAUCCAUCGAGAAACACGAUGAAGAACCGGUGAGCUGUUAUUGCAGCGCAUCGCACACAGACAACAAUUAUUCCACGGAUGAACAUGACUCUGUUCGUGAUUCGGCUCAUCGUCCUGCUACACAUUCCCUCACGCAAAAAUUGGGUCUGCACCAAUCGGACUCAGGUGCAGACCUCUCCGAAUACCAUGAUCAACACGAGGCUAAGAGCAUACAAAACCUGUUGGCAUCGUAUGGAAAAACUUUUCAAACCGCAGAAACUGAAGCAGGUGAUGGAUAUGAGAAAGUGAAUGUAUUCGCACAGCACCAACAAGAGAAGGGCUUCGAAUUCGAAUCGAAUACAUUGAAUAUUCAUCCGUUAGAUCCUGAUCUUGCAGACGGCAUUGAAGUUUUUAGUUACGAUUCAUCCCAUGUUAACGAAAAGAAGUUUCACGUAGAAAAUCCUUCUUUUACCUUAGGUGAUAAAAAUCCUGAGAUACAUAGCAUAUCGAAAAAUGUUUCGUUAAGUAACACACAGGCUCGUAACGAUGAUGUAUUUACAUACAACGGUGACCGUAGUUCUAACGUUUAUCCAUAUUAUUCUAUGUAUUCGAAAACCAAGAGUGUAAUGAACAUGGCAUGGGACAGGUAUUGGUCUGACAACGGUGAACAUUUAAUUUGGACAUCUUGGAUCGCAAAGUAUGCGGAUUACAUAAAUCCAGAAUACUUACAACACAAUGCUCAUUUAAACGACGAAAGACUGGUAAUGAAUGAACGUGUAGAGAGAUUUUCGGAACAAAAUACUUGUUUUCCUAAUCAAGCGCACAUAAACUGUGAACUUGAUCGCUCAAAUUUUGAAGGAAUAUUUAGUAAAAAUAACUUUACUGGUGAUGCUGAAAUGAAAGCAAAAGACACGUGCAACGUUAAUUUCUCGUUUGACGAUAUAAAUAAGCAAGAAGUAAACGACAUGGACGCGGAGGAGAAUAGGAUAAAAUUGUUAAAUCUUGAAAAUUCCCCAGAAACUGGCGACGGAUGGAAUCCAUUGAGUCCAUUUAGUCUAGAAGAAAGCUACAACCAACAAUCUAACGCUGAGGAUGAACGACUUUUAACAAGAUGCGAUUCGAUCAAUGAGUCAAUAGCAAAGACAAACGCAACAUCAGACUCCAUGACGAACGUUACAAAAAUGACUCUUACUAGUUCUAGUUGCGACUCUAUUUCUAUUCACUCGUCUAGUUUCAUCAGUUCUGUAACCAGUUCCAUCGAAAGCAAUAUAACAAGUACCAGUUCCGAUCAAGACAAUGAAUACAUUUCGGAAGACAAUGACAGAUAUUGGCAGCAUUUGUGGAAAGAAAAUUUUCAAAUAGAGUACCAAAAGCAUUACGAAUUAUUUAUGGAAUGGUAUAAAAGGGAGCAGUCUGAAAUUAAUGGCCAACUUUACGAUGAACAGUAUAAUAAAGAAAUCAUAAAGGGCGAAGAAAGCGAUGAAAGUAUAAACCAAAAUUUUAUACAAAGAGGAAACGAUACUUCCAUUAAACUUAACCUAUCCGAAAAUAAAAAUGCGUCUAACAAGAGUGUGACGUAUUUAAAGAGAGAAAAGACUAAAAAGAAACGAUUAAUUAUCGAAUCGGUAGGAAUGCUCAUGCAAAAUUUAACAAUGAAAUCAGAGGAUAAUGAAUCUGUUGUAGAUGAAAACGAGACAGCCGAACAAGUAGAACAUUCACGAAAUGAUAAACGCGAAGAUGAUACUGCGGUUACGCGAAAUGAAAGUAGUAUAAUUAUUUCUAAUAACGUUAGCGGUGGUAAUGUUCAACGUAAAUGUUCCAACGAGGGGGACGGAGACAAACCCAACGAAGAUAAACCCGUAACGUUGAAACGAAGCCAUGAGGCGGAUUACGACGAUACAGGAGAGGGUCUAGAAACGGUAAAAAAAGCAUUUUCGUUAAUGGGUUAUACGUUCAAUGAAAAUGAGAAACAGUCGAAAUUGCAAGGAGAAGUAGUAUACAGGAAAAGAAAUAUUAGAUUACAAAAUAGACAAUUAAAAAUGAAACUCUCUAGACCUAAACCUACGACCAAACAUAUUUACUUUGAUGAUAACGGAGUGGAAAUUACUAAUACUAUAGACAAGGUAAAACAAUAUUUAUCGUAUUGUCCAGUUUUACCAUCGGCGGAAACGGAAUUACAACCCUCUGAAAAAGGUUCCUACACAGCACAAUUUACAUCAAGUUCUGAUGACGAAUGUGAUCCUAGCCUUAAGAUAAAAUUGCAAAAACGACUUGUAUUUAGUAAACCGAGUACAAGUUCAAUAGAAUCAGGGAUAGACAGAAAGCAAAUAGAUGAUACAAACGAUGUUUUUAAUAUAUCCAAUAAUCAAGAUAAUGUUUUUAAAAGUAUCGAAAUGGAUAAGAUACAGUUUGACCAAAAUAAAGCAAGCAAUUCUACAAAGUUUAUGUCGGAAGAAAAAUUUCCUGAAAAAGAUGACGAGAACUUUAAUGUAUUAAAUGACGAUAUGGAUGUAGACGAAAAGUAUAAUUACAACGAAAUACAAACUAUGAAGUUAUCCGACGAAGAUAGUGUAAAAAGGACGCAAAAGAAGAAAAAAAGGAAACAAUCUAAGAGAAAUAUAAGCCUUCCGGCAGAAAUAGACAAUGAUAAGUCUUUGUUGAAAUAUUGGUUAAAAAGGUAUCGCUUAUUUAGCAAGUUUGAUCAAGGCGUUAAAUUGGAUCGUGAGAGCUGGUUUUCUGUAACACCUGAAAAAAUUGCUGAACAUAUAGCGCAAAGAUGCAAAUGCGAUACGAUAAUUGAUGCAUUUUGUGGCGCUGGAGGAAAUGCCAUUCAGUUUGCUUUUACGUGUGAAAGAGUGCUUGCAAUAGAUAUAGAUCCGAUUAAGAUCGAACUUGCUCGAAACAAUGCGCGAGUUUACGGUGUUGACGACAGAAUAGAGUUUAUCGUCGGAGAUUUCCUUAAGCUCGCACCAAAGUUAGUUGCGGAUGUUGUAUUUCUAAGCCCUCCGUGGGGAGGACCUGGAUAUAACAAAAACGAAACUUUUGAUCUCAAUAACAUUAUGCAUCCCAUUGGUGGAACAAAUGUAUUUAAAAUAGCAAAAGGAAUCACAGAUCACGUGGCCUACUUUCUACCUAGAAAUGUAGAUACUAUGCAGCUUGCCAUGUUAGCCGGAGUAGGUGGUGGUGUAGAAGUGGAACAAAACUUCCUUGACAGAAAGUUAGUAGCUAUAAUGGCUUAUUAUGGUGAACUGCCCAGGGACUGUUAGUUGUGAUACGAUGUGUAAUUUCAGAGAAGAUCCACAUCGGUUCGCUUGAAAAAUAAAAAGGUACUUCUCACAUUUCUCGAAUCAUUAGCUGUAAAUAAUAAUUCGUAUCAAUUUGCUUAGGCUACUCCGAAGAGAAAACGGUAUUUUUUAUUUCGCUUAAUGUUUUCUUACUGAAUGGAUAUAAAAAGACAAACUACUAUAUCGUAUAAUUUACAGGUAUAUUUUUUAAUCUUUCUGUUAUUUUGUCUUUCUCUUCUUUUUCUCUAUUUUAAAUAUGUUUGUAUCUCCAGUAGUUACCAUUUUCACAAAUCUUGCACUUAAGCAAAUUGAUACCAAAAAUUUCAAUUUGUGGGGACAUGUUUGUGAAACUCAGCAAUUAAUAUGUGAACGUUUAAGAAAAAAAAAA
Osmia lignaria (orchard mason bee) is the source of this 4099-nucleotide messenger RNA. The record is from RefSeq and is a predicted model, not a curated record. NCBI's taxonomy places the organism in Eukaryota, Metazoa, Arthropoda, Insecta, Hymenoptera, Megachilidae.